This is a messenger RNA of Anarrhichthys ocellatus (wolf-eel), 8854 nucleotides long. It is a transcript of the gene ankrd28a, whose product is annotated as ankyrin repeat domain 28a. Bases 4541 to 7900 code for a protein of 1119 amino acids. NCBI's taxonomy places the organism in Eukaryota, Metazoa, Chordata, Actinopteri, Perciformes, Anarhichadidae. Gene Ontology annotation, cellular component: cytoplasm. Gene Ontology annotation, molecular function: protein binding. The record is from RefSeq and is a predicted model, not a curated record. The transcript is spliced from 29 exons.
CUAACUAACGUCAGCGAACAUUUAACGUAAAACUGCUGUAGUUUUGAGUGUGUUUAUGUGUAACUUUAGUCACCACCAUGUCACACUGACGGUUCAUUUGAGCUCAAAUGUGAGCGUGUAUUCAUGACUUAAACUGGUCUAGUAAAUCACAUUUAAACGGCUUUGUUAAGCUUUAGGUUUGCUGUCGUUCUUCCAGUUAACGUUAAGUCGACUGACAUCUAACUAAGCUAACUAGUAACUGUUAGCUAGCAAGUAACCAGUUAACGUAAGAGCCUAGCUUCACGUCACCUGUUGCUUUACGUUUACUGAGUUCACUUUCAUGUAAAAGCCAUGGUAACGCGGCCGUUUGUUUUCGAUUGUGUCGGUUUGUUUCCGUUUGUAGUGGUGAUGGACUGGUGGACACAGCUGAUAGCUAGGAGGUUAUCACGGUGGCUAACUCCUCUGCUAAUGCUAGUUUGCAACUUGAACUCACGCACGACACCGCGUUAUUAUUAUUAAACCACCCCAUUAUAAGGUUAUUAAAGUUAGUGACGCGUGCUCCGCUAAAUUGUAAAGCAUAUUUCCGAUUUAACUACCGAUUUUCUACCCAGGGAGUUUGCUUUGUCAGCUGUCGUUUUUCAGCUCCCUCUGUCACGUGUUCCUGGUGAUAAGAAAGGCUGUCAGACUGAAAUAGCAGCUGGUGCUGGUUCUACACUCUCCAGCUGUGGUCAUGAAUUAGACGGUUUCCACAAGCUUAAAUCCUAAAGGAAGUUAUGCACUGGCCAUUGUAGUGGAUGCAUGCAUCAGGAACACAAUUGUGGAUUAAAACAUUGUUUUGUUAGGUUACCCCCCUAAACAGUAAUACAUUAGGUAAACUAUUCAAAUAGCUGCUAUAUCAAUCAUCAGGAAAUUUGCUAUUUUUGUAGUUAUUCACAUGAUCAAGUAAAGGCACCAUGUAUUUCUUUUUAAUCAUGAUAUUUUGCUCCUUUUCACAUCGUUGUAGUGAUUGCAAAUGUUUUGUGACUGUUAGUCAAACACUUAAAGCUACUUGGGGCUCUGGUAACUUGUGAUAUGUUGUUAUUUAUUACAUUUUACACAAAAUUAUUUAUUAAUGAAUAUCAUAAUCAAAUAAUGAUUGAAUAAAACAACUGUUAGUUGCGCUCGUUGUAGUAAAUUAUGGCAAACAAGUGCUUAGAAAUAGAAAUUAUUUCGGUUCAGAAUGUUUUUGUAACUCUAUAUGAAGUUCAGUCAAAGUGGGUCAAUGAUAGUGCAGCUUUGUCCCGGUCUGACCAGUCUUCGCGGACAGGCAAGCAAAAAAACGGAAGAGUGUAUGUGAUUAGAUCCCCCCUCUCUAUUCUCCAUUGUUUUCUGUAGUGUUUGCUGACAGAAAACUGGACUAAGGGACAAAAAUAGUCCCACUGAGAGCGACAGGAGUGAGUCUCCCUUUUUGGCUUCUGUUCAUCCUCUAGAGGGCAUCCUGUACCUUGCAUGCAGAGUGUCCUCACCACACUAUGGUGCUGCCUGAAGAGAUGGUGUAGGCAUUUAAGAACACACAAUCAAUGAAAGCACUAGGUCAAGCACAGGGGGGCGCCUUGUUGUUUUGUUUGUGUAUACUUGUCCACAAUGCAUACAUCAGCUAUACGCUGUUAGUGUUGGUUAUUAGCCAAAGAGCCUUAAAGGACAAUGUAACACUAAAAAUAUGCACAGUAUACACAGAACAACUGCGGCGGCGGCUGUGGCUCAAGAGGUAAAGCAGGUCGUCGAUCCCUGGCUCCUCCGGUCGAUGCGUCGUAGUGUCCUUGGCCAAGAUACUGAACCAGGCUGUGCUAUGUGUGUGUGUGUGUCUGUGAAUGAGCACUAGUUUACAUCCUGAGCUGGCUGACUCCUUGUAGGGCAGCCUCUUGCAUCAGUGUAUGAGAAGUCUGUAUGAAUGGGAGAAUGUUGGCAUACUAACUCAUAUCAAUUUAGAACCAUGUCAUGUCAAUGACUCAUCCUCUCUUUAAUUAGAGCAUUAAUGGAUAGUACGUCGUGUUGUGCAUACCAUAUAGUACAUGUAAUACCAGGACAACAAAGCCUUAAAACAUAAAGAUGUUACCAUCGUCACUGCUGCUGUCUGUGUGAGUAGGUGUCCCAGCACACACACACACACACACACCUUUGCCUUUGAGUUUCUGGACUGUGAUUAUAUUACACACAUUGCAUACUGUCGCAGGGUCAGAGCAGAGGUCAGUGCAAGCUGCAUACUAUUCCACAUCUGGACGGUCACGUUGGGUCUCUCACACGAAGUAAAGCUCAGGAGAAGUAUUCUGAAUUUUAUUUGAGGGUAUUUCUGAUGUUGGGCCUGCAUCCUGUUGUUGUUGCUUCACCUUCAGCAUGUUUUCCUAGUGUCCCACCAGCUCAGCAUUAAUGGAGCAGACAUUUGAGUUCAGCACAAAAUUGAUUUUUUACGGGUUUUGUUGAAUGCUUGAAUGCUCAGUUUGUGUUGGUCACCCUGUGCUGUACGUAAAAAAAGAAAUCCUGCCUAUUCCACAUGCUUGCUUUGCUCCUGAUUACAACACAUACACACGGUGCACACACAGUGCACACAAAGACAAUAUUCUGUUUGGGGAAAUGGAAACAAAUCUUCUCUGUAAACAUCUCUGGGCUACGUUCCUGAACGUAUCCCCGGUUCUAUGCAAGAGGGAGAGAGAAAACAUCGCUUGUUUGUUUCUAUACUUUGCUUCCCAAACAUCACUCUUUGUUUGUGCCCUUGAGGCAAAUCUGUAGUGUCAAACUCAGGGAGCAGAAAGAUUGUUAGCCUGCGUUUCAUUUUCAGUUUAUAAAUGUUAAGUCAAUUAAACUCAAAAUGUAGGCCCCGCAGAACGGCUCCGUCCAGCUGAAUCGCUCUCUCUCAUUCGCCCUCCCUCGCAUCGUCCCUCCCUCUGAGUUAAUGGGGUUGUGUGGCUUGGCAAGAUUGCUCUUUUUAGGAUCUGUGUUGAAUAUGAAGGAGACUGAGUGUGACACACACACACACACACACACACACACACACAGACACAGACAUGUCUUGUUAGCUACCCUCACAUUCUCUGGCAAAGCCAGUUUGUUCCAGUUUUAUAAUGAGGAGAUGGGGACUUUUGAAGCUAUGCCAAUACACCAAAGAGGAUACUGGAACACACACACACCCAAGUACACACACACCGAUCUGGUCUCCAUUUUCUUUUAUUCCCUCAUAUUUAAAAGGAAAGGCCACUUCUACUUUAGCACCAACUUUACGAAGAUGCAAACCACUAAAACCUUAUUUAGCAAACUCUAAAAACAAGUCAACCGUGUACUGCACAUGGUUUAGUUUGUACCAUGCUCCGUGGGAUACAGCUUUCUAGAUUGACUCAAGCUGAAGUGAAGUAUAAGGAGACCAUUGGUGCUUAGUUCAUACUGUUACUUUAAUGUACAAUACCAAAGAACAGAGCUGUGUUGAGUGUACAAGCGCGGGAUCCAUAAAGCAAAUCACAACACAGUAGUAAACAGUCAGAUAUCCAGUCAGUGUUGAAGCGCUCAACAAACAACAUGGCGUGGUUUUGCCGAAGGUAGCAGGGCUCUCAAUAAAGAAUCAAUAGUGCUGCAUCAUCAUUCUCCACUGGAGCAUCAUCGCUCCACCUACACUUUUGUUAUUACACUUAAAUGAACUCACGGGGGACUCGUGGACCGGCACUGGCCAGCAAGUGACCUGAUAAUCAGGCAUCAAAAUAGGUUCCUAACUCUUCUUCAGGCGAGUAUUUCUCACUUCCUUUGUCAUUUUAUUCUUUUUCUUCUCUUCUACAUAUCAUCCCCUCUUAAUCUCUAACCCCUUACAGUCUGUGUUUUUAAGCCAAGUUGUUUCCAGGUUAACUUUCUGUCAUCAGUUUUUGCACCCUCAGUGUCCUUUGCCCCAUUCCUCUUCAGGUUUCUUUGUGUUAUGGUGGUCUAGGUACCUACCUACAAUUAUUCUAGCUCUCUGUCCUCUUUUCCAUUCACUUUCUCCCUCUCUCCCCCUCUCCCCUCCCCCUUCUCUCUCCCUCUCCCUCUCUCUUCUUUUGAAAGCGCUGGCUUCAGCAGUCUGCCUGAAACGAGCUACGCAUGCCCACACAUACACUGGCUGCUGCGGCCCCCCCGUCCACGCUAAUCACAGGGUCUCUCUGUGUGUGUGUGUGUGUUCCUGGCUGCAGCACAGCAGUGAGGAUAUGUAGCUUCCUGCUCGCUGCUAGGCAGCCCAAGCUCAUUCUGCCGCAUGCCGCCUACCGCCACCAUUACGCAGAGGAAUUCCCUGCUGUCUGCGCUGCCGCUGCACACAGAGAGUGUUGGCUAGAGAGGAGAGAGGAGACAUGCAGCAAAGCGACACUGACAGAUAGAGGACACAGCUGGAUCUCACAUUGGAUUUUACAUGAAGAUGUGCAGCGUUGUUUUGACGAGGAAAUUGCUCUUGUUUAUGGGAUUUGUUGCUGACCUUUGUCCCCCUGAAUUGCGCAUGUAUGUGAGAGGGAACACUGUGUAUUCAUGUGUGUAUGCGUGUGAGAGAGAGAGCGUGUGUGUGUGAGUGUUCCUGAUGCGGUCAGAACGGGCAAGUCGUGUGUGUAUCGUGGUGCUGGAGGAGGUGGAGGAGGAUGAGCCCUCCUCUUCACCUCCACCUCCCCGGCCCAAAUCAUCCCCAGGCCACAGAUCCCAUCAUGCCUCUCGAAGGGCUGCCGCUCAGGAGGACAAGCCGUCUCUGUUAAGAGCCAUCUUCAACGUCGACCCGGAUGAAGUUCGCUCCCUCGUAUUCAAGAAAGAGGAUGUCAACAUUCAGGACAAUGAGAAGAGGACGCCUUUGCAUGCUGCAGCCUACCUGGGAGACGCUGAGAUCAUUGAGCUGCUCGUCCUCUCAGGAGCCAGAGUUAAUGCCAAAGACAACAAGUGGUUGACUCCUCUUCACCGAGCUGUCGCCUCUUGUAGUGAGGACGCAGUGGCAGUGUUGCUGAAGCACAGUGCAGAUGUUAACGCCCGGGACAAGAACUGGCAGACGCCGCUCCACGUGGCAGCGAGCAACAAGGCGGUGCGCUGCGCCGAGGCUCUGGUCCCGCUGCUCAGCAACGUCAAUGUGUCUGACCGGGCGGGACGCACUGCCCUGCACCACGCUGCCUUCAGCGGACACGUAGAGAUGGCGAAGUUGCUGCUGUCCAGAGGAGCCAACAUUAAUGCAUUUGACAAGAAGGACAGGAGAGCCAUUCACUGGGCAGCCUACAUGGGUCACCUGGAGGUGGUGAAGUUAUUGGUGGCCAGUGGAGCAGAGGUUGACUGUAAGGACAAAAAAGCGUACACUCCGCUCCAUGCAGCCGCCUCCAGUGGCAUGAGCAGCACAGUGCACUACCUGCUAGGCCUGGGGGUCCACGUCAACGAGGUGAACGGCUAUGGCAACACGCCGCUCCAUUUGGCCUGUUACAAUGGACAGGAUGUGGUGGUCAGUGAGCUCAUCGAGGCGGGGGCCAACGUCAACCAGGUGAAUGAGAGGGGGUUUUCUCCUCUCCACUUUGCCUCCUCCUCACGCCAGGGGGCGCUGUGCCAGGAGCUGCUGUUGGCCCACGGAGCUCACAUCAACAUGCGGAGUAAGGAUGAUAAAACCCCGCUCCACAUGGCAGCUACCCACGGAAGGUUCUCCUGCUCUCAGGCGCUCAUUCAAAAUGGAGCCGAGAUUGAUUGUGAGGACAAGAGCAGAAACACUGCCCUUCACAUCUCUGCCCGCUGUGGCCAUGAGCUCAUCAUCACAGCACUCAUCAAACACGAAGCCGACACCGCCAAGAGAGGCAUUCACGGGAUGUUCCCUCUACACCUGGCAGCUCUUAGCGGCUUCUCGGAUUGCUGCAGGAAGCUGCUGUCCUCAGGGUUUGACAUGGACACCCCUGAUGACUUUGGAAGGACCUGUCUACAUGCUGCUGCAGCUGGAGGGAACCUGGAGUGUCUGAACCUGCUGUUGAACAUUGGAGCGGACUUUAACAGGAAAGACAACUUUGGAAGGACUCCACUACACUAUGCAUCAGCCAACUGUAACUACCACUGUGUGUUUGCCUUGGUGGGCUCUGGGGCAAGCAUCAAUGAGCUGGACCAGAGAGGCUGCAGCCCCCUGCACUAUGCCGCUGCAGCCGACACUGAUGGAAAGUGUGUGGAGUACCUGUUGAGGAACGAUGCCGAUCCAGGAACGAGAGACAAACAGGGUUACAGUGCUGUGCACUAUGCCUCAGCUUAUGGACGCACACUCUGCCUGGAACUGAUGGCAAGUGAGACACCUCUUGAUGUGUUAAUGGAGACAUCAGGAGCAGACAUCAUGAGUGACUCAGAGAGCCAGGCCCCCGUCAGUCCACUCCACCUGGCGGCUUACCAUGGACACUGUGGAGCUUUAGAGGUUCUCUUGUCGUCCUUGCUGGAAGUGGAUGUUUGCAACCUGGAGGGCCGAACCCCCCUCAGCCUGGCCUGCUCCAAGGGUCACCAGGAGUGUGUCUCCAUGCUCCUGCACCACGGCUCCUCACCCAUGACCCGUGACUAUACACACAAAAAGACAGCCAUACAUGCUGCAGGUAUACAUACAGCUGUGUGUGUGUGUGCCGUAGCUAUGAAUGGCCACCCAGAGUGCCUGCGCCUGCUCAUGAGCACCAACGACCAACACAUUAAUGUGGAUGUACAAGACACCAAUGGACAGACUCCUCUGAUGUUGGCGGUGCUGAAUGGACACACAGAGUGUGUGUACUCUCUACUCAGUCAAGGAGCCAGUGUCGACAAUCAGGACCGCUGGGGGAGGACGGCACUCCACCGAGGGGCGGUGACGGGCCAGGAGGAGAGUGUCGAGGCUCUGCUCCAGCGUGGGGCCAGCGUGUGCGUCAGAGACAUCCUGGGCCGCUCCCCUGUUCACCUGGCAUCCGCCUGUGGCCGUGUGGGGGUCCUGGGGGCCCUCCUGCAGGCCACCACCAGCACCACCUCACACACUCACCUCACUGACAACCAGGGCUACACACCACUGCACUGGGCCUGCUACAACGGAUAUGAUGCCUGCGUGGAGGUGUUGUUGGACCAAGAGGUGUUCAAGAAGAUUAAGGGCAACUCCUUCAGUCCACUGCACUGUGCUGUUAUGAGCGAUAAUGAGGGCGUGGCUGAGAUGCUAAUUGACUCCCUGGGCACAGCUAUCGUCAACACCACUGACUCCAAGGGCAGGACCCCCCUCCACGCUGCAGCUUUUUCCGACCACGUGGAGUGCGUUUCCCUUCUGCUGAGCCAGGGAGCUCAGGCAAACGUAGUUGACACACACAUAUGCAGCACACCGCUGAUGAUGGCGGCUCUAAACGGACAGACCAAUACUGUGGAGAUGUUGGUGAGCAGUGCAAAAGCAGACUUCACACUACAGGACACAAACAGGAACACAGCAUUACAUCUGGCUUGCAGCAAGGUCGCUCUCUGUUCCUGUGAGGGUCAUGAGACGAGUGCCUUGUUGAUUCUGGAGAAGAUCAGCGAUAAGAACCUCGUCAACUGCACCAACACUGCUCUCCAGACGCCCCUGCAUGUAGCAGCCAAGAAGGGACUGACGGUGGUGGUCCAGGAGCUGCUGAGGAAAGGAGCCAGUGUGUUAGCAGUGGACGAGAACGGCUACACUCCUGCUCUGGCCUGCGCUCCCAACCGUGAUGUGGCCGACUGUCUGGCACUCAUCCUCAACUCCAUGAUGCCCACCUCCCCUAUGGUCACCAUAGCAGCUUUGUCUGCACCCUCUCUAACUCAGACAGUCAUCAACCACCACCCCACCAACAACCACGUCUCCAAAGGCGUGGCCUUCGACACCCCUCCCUCUCUGAGGCCUGACCAUGUUUCCUACUGCAGACCGGAGCGGCCGCCGACGUCCGUCAUUGGGGAUGAUGAACUGAAUGACUCAGACUCAGAAACAUACUGAGGACAUAUACCUGCUAUUGGACAGAGCCCCACAAUACUGACAAGCUAGCCAGCCACUCAGGAGCCUUAAUAGAUCACUGACAAGGAACUGCAGAUUAUUUUUAGGUAAGCUUAAAUCUAAAAAUAAACUUUGUUCGAAAACACGUUUCCUCAAGGUGCAUACCUACGGGGUGAAAAAUAAUGUACUAAAAGAUAGAAUAUAUUUACACUAUGUUUAUCUCAGACACCAUCACUGUAUGGUCAGUAACAUGGCCAGUGUCUUUUUAAUUUCCAAGCAAUGUUAUUUUCCUUUUUUAAAUUAAGUACCUAGUCUUUGCUGAUACUUUGGAGUAGUUUUAAGCCUUUUCAUGGUUUUUCCUUCAACUAACACUAGAAGAGCAUCUACUGGAGAAACGCUCACAGGACAUUUUUUGGCACGAUUGUCUAAAUAAGAAACAGAGGACGAUCUUAUGGGACCAGGAGAUUGAUUACUGUUUUCCCUACUGUACUUGAGUUUUUAAUUCAUGGCAGACACUGAUGGCUGUCACUCUCACACAUUGCUAAUGUGUUAACCACUUUUUAAUUCCUUGGAGAGGAAGUCCUGAUUUAAUCCUAUAAAUGUAUUCCAAGUGGAGGCUGAACCCACGGGGACUGAUUAGGACAGCAGGUGGCUGUCAGACCCAUUUACCUUGUGAUUGGUCCAGGAGUCAUUUGAUAGAUGACCCCAAUGAGCUGCUUUAAGGAACUUUUAACUUGCAAUGCUGUAACUACUCAAUGCCUGUGUACUGUACAGGAGACUGGGGAAAGUGACUGACACUGUGUGUGUAUGUGUGUGUGCGCGUGUGUGUGGAGAGAGAGAGAGAAAUUGAUAAAUAUUGCCUUUUUUAGGAAAAAGCAACUUUCAGGCAGAGGAUGAAUGCCACUGGUGAUGUUUGUAAAGAUUAAGUAAUGAACAAAUAAAAGGAUUUGUUUUUCA